AUGAAACGUUUCUUUCCUUCACUUAUUUUGAAAUACAUUGUCGGGUUAUUGCUGAAGCGAGAUAUGUUGAGGAAAGGAGGAAACUCUUUGAAAGAUCACUCUGUUGUCGGGAAUACAGUUGCGCAGGAUGUCAAGGUUCCCUUUAGUUAUCUCGACAUCUUCGAAGAUUUAGAUUUCAUAGUGGAGCUUGAAAAGUUUCUUGAAGAGAAGAAACAGGGAACCCAUAAAAUGGAACUUGCAUUGGAGAGUUCUUCCUUUGUCGCCCAAGAUUUUAGGUCGGAGCUUGAGAAGAAGAGGGACGACAAAUCUAAUGAGAGUGAAUAA
Messenger RNA from Vicia faba (fava bean), 324 nucleotides. The record is from the annotation of a GenBank genome assembly. Lineage: Eukaryota; Viridiplantae; Streptophyta; Magnoliopsida; Fabales; Fabaceae.